UCGCUGCACUAGUGUCGGCUAUUUGCACACGGCUCCAUGUCUGCCCUUAUAUGGUGUAUAGUGGGCAUUACGUGUGCUAAUUACAAACAUGAGAUCAAGUGUGAUUCAUCAUUCAGCACACCUGGAUUAGAGCAGAUGUGGACGCAUUAUGUCUGGAUGUGUCAACUGGGUUGCUGGGCUGCUCUGCGCUUGGACUGUGAUGUUGGGACCUAUGGGACAACCUGUGGGCAAGAGGGAGGACAAGUCAGUUGUCGCUCCUCAGAUGCAAUGGCUGAGGGAAAUGAGGAUGCCAACUCCUGCACCUGCAAAAGAGUUCACUGUCGAGCAUUAUGUACGUCAGUCUGAGUUGCUGUCUGCUGCAGAGGAGGAGUUUGUCCUGAAGAGGAAACAAGUUGCACUGGAGUCGCUCAACAGCCUGGGAAUCAAGUCCACAUUGGACUCUGUUCCUCACAUCAGCCUCUUGGCAUCAGGGGGAGGCCAGAGGGCAGCUGUGGGUUUGGUGGGUUCUCUCUAUCAGAUGGAAAAGGAAGGUGUGCUGGACACUGUGCUCUACCUGGGAGGACUUUCUGGCUCUGCCUGGUCCAUGUCCUCCCUGUACAGCGACCCAAAGUGGAGCCAUAACCUGGAAGGAGCAGUGUCCAGGCUGUCGGGUCCUGCGGUCAGGGUGGACCAGGCUCUGGCCUGGUUGAAUGAGAGGUCAAAGGAGGAGCACUUCUCUCUCACUGAUGUUUGGGGGCUUUUAACCUCUGCUGGGAUCAUGAAACGGUUGGAUGUUCGACAUCUUUCAGAGGAUGGUGUGAACACCUCCAAUCCCUAUCCCAUCUACAGUGCAUUGAACAAAAACUGCCUGCAACAUGGCCCCAUCCAAACUAAAUGGUUUGAGAUGGCUCCUCAUGAGGUUGGCUUCACAGAUCUGGGACUCUUCAUCAACACCUCACAUCUGGGCAGCAAAAUCCAUGAAGCACAUCCUGAAGAUGAAGGACCAGAGAUGGACAUGACUAAGUUGCUAGGUAUAAUGGGCAGCUCUGUAGCUGAUGAGAAAAGUGUUACAGAUUAUAUGCCUGACUGGCUGAAAGGUCUGUUGGGUACAGCAGCUACUGAUAAGAACAAGUCACUGGAUGUGGUGUCUCCAUGGACUGAAGUACCACAGCAGGCCAACAGUUACGUGGACAUCUUGGACCGUAUCAUGUGUGGGAACUGCAGUCUUCUUAAACUAUCAGAGCUGACAAGAAAUGGCACAGAGGUCUCCACCAUCUUAGCUGAGCUGGAAAACCUGCAGAAAAGACUCACAGAAUAUAUUAACUUCAUCUGCACUGCAUUGUUUAAAAAGAGGAGCCCAGAAUGUCAAAAGCUGAUCCUUGAGCAGUGGCAUAAGAUCAUGGCGCUCUUACAAACUGGGAUCCAGAGUCUGGAUGAAUCACCAAUCAAAGGGAAUGUCUCUUGGCUGCUCAAAAAAGUCUUCCCACUGAUUUGGAAAUGGGAAUGGGGAACCACUGAAAACUUCCUCUUCCAAUACACAGGUGCUGUGUUGCCAUCUUGUAUCAGAUACAUGAAACACCUGCAGCUGAUAGAUGCCGGUGUGAUGCUUAACACACCCUACCCUCCCUUCCUGGGAGAGAAAAGAGAUGUAGACCUCCUCAUUUCUCUGGACUAUGGAGCAGGCAAGACGUUCCAGACUCUGACUCUUGCUAGAGACUAUGCAGCUGCAGUGAAUAAGCCUUUCCCAGAGAUAGACGAGAAAAUCCUGGAGGAGAGAGACUGGCCGAAGGACUGCUAUGUGUUUGAGGGAAAAGAGAAGGAGCCCACCAUCGUCUACAUGCCACUCUUCAACAGAAACAACUGUAAAGAUGCGAUGGAGAUCAAAGCAAAGAUGGAGGAGUUCUCCUCCUUCCAGCUUCCAUUUAGUCAGGAGAAGAUUGAGUUUGUGUUGGAGAAGGCGAAAGCCAACAUGAUGAACAACAAGGAAACUCUACUGAGGGAGAUUUACAAGGCUGCUCUCCGCCGACUAAACAAGAGCUACAGGUCAUCAGCAGAAUCUGACAUCUAAAGUUUAUGGAUUGCCGAAAGGAAUCAGAAAAGAUACUUUAUUAUUGUUGAAACACUGUGUUGAAUUGUAAUUUAAAAAAUUGUAACAUGGAAACCAUAUUUAUGUCUGGCCAUGACUAACAUGUAGUAUCAUUAAUGAACCACCAGAGGUCUGUCUAGGCUCACUGUGUUUUCACGCAUAUCAGUGAAGUUUCUCCUGCAUCCCAGCCAUAAUCAGAACACUGACAGAUACAGUGACAUUAUGAAGAAUAUGUUAAAGCUUUAGAGGAUUGUUGUUUGUGCUCUAUUGUCCAUGUUACAACAGUGUUCCUGCUUAUUCUAUGAAGUAGAAACUCAAAAUAGUGAUCACAUGUUGUAUAUUGUAAUCGCAUUAAAGAUAUGUGUAAUUUUCUGCCUUUUGAAUGUCUAUAAACGAAUGCACCCAUGUUGUA
Molecule: messenger RNA, 2477 nt
Organism: Acanthopagrus latus (yellowfin seabream)
Lineage: Eukaryota; Metazoa; Chordata; Actinopteri; Spariformes; Sparidae
Product: cytosolic phospholipase A2 gamma-like
Exons: 16
Coding region: 149-2047 (632 amino acids)
Biological process (GO): glycerophospholipid catabolic process
Cellular component (GO): nuclear envelope; cytosol; nucleoplasm
Molecular function (GO): calcium-dependent phospholipid binding; calcium ion binding
Source: RefSeq, a predicted model, not a curated record